Molecule: messenger RNA, 238 nt
Organism: Gongylonema pulchrum
Lineage: Eukaryota; Metazoa; Nematoda; Chromadorea; Rhabditida; Gongylonematidae
Source: the annotation of a GenBank genome assembly
GGCGAAAAAAAUCGGAAGGCGAAUAUCAUGAUCCGUGUGAACGUUCCGAAUUUUAUCAUAUGAGUGAUCUCACUAAACGGGCUGCCCUAUUCGCUGGGCCAGAUGAAUACGAUUCGCGCUACUUGGAGAGCAGCCUUGCGUUUGAUCCGCUGUCAGAGCUGGAACCGGUUGCUAAACGACCGAGGCCGUCCGAGAGGAGUAAGUGCUUUAUCAGUCAUUCUGAAAAAAAAAAUUAAGU